Anopheles cruzii is the source of this 3794-nucleotide messenger RNA. RefSeq names its product endoplasmic reticulum transmembrane helix translocase. Gene Ontology annotation, molecular function: ATP binding; P-type ion transporter activity; ATP hydrolysis activity. The record is from RefSeq and is a predicted model, not a curated record. Gene Ontology annotation, cellular component: endoplasmic reticulum membrane. Bases 16 to 3507 code for a protein of 1163 amino acids. Gene Ontology annotation, biological process: intracellular calcium ion homeostasis. The transcript is spliced from 4 exons. Lineage: Eukaryota; Metazoa; Arthropoda; Insecta; Diptera; Culicidae.
CUGAGCGGUUCCGUAAUGCCGUUCAUGGUGCUCUACGCUCUGUGGCUGUACUUCUGGCUGUUUGGAGCCGAUGAAUAUUGGGACGCCGGUCUUCCGGUGCUGGCCUGCAUCGGCUUCACGCAGAUUCUGGUGUGCCUGUGCUGUUUCUGGAGCGUUCACGUGCAAACGUUCGUCAACUGUCGUAAGACGAAGGUCCCGUGCCGGGGUUCGAUUGCCAAAGUGAUUCCGACCGAGAACAACGGAACAUCGGAGCUGGUGCGCAUUCACCAGCAGAAUGCGUCCGGUGUCGACGGAGGCGCCGAAACGGGGAACGCAGAAGCAGAACUGAUGUACUGGUUCAUGUUUCAAAAAACCAAGUACAUCUGGGACUCGGAUAAGGCCCAGUUUCGCAGUGUCGAGUUUCCGGUCCAUCGCACGUACGAGGAGUACUACGAGUCGAAGGGGCACCUAGAGGAAGCGGAUGUGGCGUUAGCGCUCAGCACUUACGGAGAUAACGAGAUGGAAAUGGUGGUGCCCGAAUUUUUCGAGCUCUUCAAAGAGCGCGCCACGGCACCGUUUUUCGUGUUUCAGAUUUUCUCGGUGCUGCUCUGGUGUCUGGACGAGUACAUGUACUACUCGCUGUUCACACUCUGCAUGCUGGUCGUUUUCGAGUGCGUUCUGGUGCAGCAGCAGCUCCGCAACUUGUCGGAGAUCCGCAAGAUGGGCAACAAGCCGUACCUGGUGAAUGUGUUUCGCCAGCGCCGCUGGAGACCAGUCAACUCGGCCAAGCUCGUACCGGGCGAUCUGGUGGCCGUAACACGGUCGCAGGACGAAAAUCUGGUCCCGUGCGAUCUGCUUCUGAUCCGCGGAUCGUGCAUUGUCGAUGAAAGCAUGCUGACCGGCGAAUCCGUGCCACAGAUGAAGGAAUCGCUCGAAAACAACACGGACGAGCACAAGAAGGUGCUCGACGUCGAAGCGGACGGAAAGUUGCACGUCCUGUUUCGGGGCACCAAAGUGGUGCAACAUUCCGCACCCAGCAAGGGAGCGAUGCGUUCGCCGGACAAUGGCUGCAUCGGGUACGUUCUGCGGACAGGAUUCAACACCUCGCAGGGCAAGCUACUGCGCACGAUCCUGUUCGGUGUGAAGCGCGUCACCGAGAACAACCUGGAAACAUUCGCGUUCAUCCUUUUCCUAUUGGUGUUUGCGAUCGCAGCGGCCACGUACGUGUGGAUCAAGGGAACAGCAGACCCGGAACGGAAUCGCUACAAACUGUUCCUCGAGUGUACGCUCAUCCUAACGGCAAUCAUUCCGCCCGAUCUCCCCAUCGAGCUGUCGCUGGCCGUCAAUACGUCGCUACUGCAGCUGGCCAAAGUGUUCGUGUACUGCACGGAACCGUUCCGUAUGCCGUUUGCCGGAAAGGUGCAAAUCUGUUGCUUCGAUAAGACGGGCACCCUGACGAGUGAUAAUCUGCAGGUCGAAGGUGUGGCCGGAUUGCGCGCGGAUGCAUCGAUCGUACCGAUCGGAGAGAUCCCGGAGCAACCGGUACACGUGCUGGCUUCGUGCCAUUCACUGGUGCAGCUCGACGAAGGGCUUGUCGGUGAUCCGCUCGAAAAGGCCACCCUUAUGGCGAUCGACUGGAACCUUACGAAGGGCGACACGGUGGUGCCGAGGCGAUCGAAAUUCAAAGCUCUACGGAUCUACCAUCGAUUCCACUUUUCGUCGUCCCUCAAACGGAUGUCCGUGCUGGCCGGCUAUCUGGUGCCGUACUCUAACGAAACAUGCUACAUCGGCGCAGUCAAGGGAGCCCCGGAAGUGGUCGUUAAAAUGCUACGCACCGUACCGGACCACUAUGAGCGUACCUACCUCGAAUAUUCACGCCGCGGGGCCCGUGUCCUCGCACUCGGCUACAAAGCGUUCGGUCCGCUCGACAACAAUACGGUGCGCGAACUGAAGCGCGAUGACGUAGAGCGGGACCUGGAGUUUGCAGGGUUUCUCAUCAUUUCCUGUCCAUUGAAACCGGACUCAAAGUCCGCCAUCAAGGAGAUCAUUCAGGCCUCGCACAAGGUGAUGAUGAUCACGGGCGACAAUCCGCUGACGGCGUGCCAUGUCGCAAAGGAGCUACGCUUCAGUCGGCGCACGAUCGUCGUCCUAACACCGCCGGAUGCUGGGAGCGAAACCGAGGACACGGACUGGCACUGGGAAUCGGUCAGUCGGGAGCUAAGCAUUCCGCUCGAUGCGAGCACCGUCAAGAAGCUGUACCGAGAGUAUGAUUUCUGUAUCACCGGUGAAGGAUUGCAGUAUCUGGAUCGUGAACGGCAUUCCUACCUUCAGCAGAUUAUGCCGUAUGUGACCGUUUUUGCGCGAUUCGCUCCAAAGCAGAAAGAGUACGUCAUCACGACACUCAAGAAGCUCGGCUACUACACGCUAAUGUGCGGUGACGGAACGAACGACGUCGGAGCGUUGAAACACGCGCACGUCGGCGUGUCGCUGCUCAGCCACUUACCGUCCCGUGCCGAGCGGAAACAGCAAAGGGAACAGCAGGAAGAGAAGGAAGAAAAAAAGAAAGCGCUCAAAGGUGCCGCGGCUGCUGGGCCAAACGCGGCAGCGGCAGCAGACGAAGUGAACCGUCGGCAGUUGACACCGCGUGAAAGGGCACUCCUGAGGGCCAAAGAGAACCAGGAGAGACUGCAAAAAGCCCUGAAGGAGAUGGACGAAGAGCAAGUGCAGAUUGUGAAGCUGGGUGAUGCGAGCAUCGCCGCUCCUUUCACCAGUCGUCUUACGUCCAUCAACUGUGUGUGUCACAUAAUCAAGCAAGGCCGAUGCACGCUGGUGACCACGCUGCAGAUGUUCAAAAUCCUUGCCCUCAACGCACUGAUCUCCGCCUACUGCCAGUCGGUGUUGUACAUCGACGGCGUGAAGCAUAGCGAUAUGCAGCUCACACUGCACGGCCUGUUAACCGCCGCCUGCUUUCUGUUCAUAACGCGCUCCAAACCACUGAAGGUGUUAUCGAAGCAGGCGCCACUGCCAAACAUCUUCAACCUGUACUCGGUGAGCACAAUCCUGGCACAGUUUGCGGUCCACUUUGCGGCCCUCAUUUACAUGGUGCACGAAGCCAAUCUACGUUUGCCCCCAAGGGAAGGCAAAGUAAAGCUGAACGUCGAUCUGGAUCCGGAUGAGAAGCAAGAGUUUGAACCGAACAUCGUGAACAGCACGGUGUACAUUAUCGGUAUCGCGAUGCAGAUUGCAACGGUGGCCGUCAACUACAAGGGCCACCCGUUCAUGGAGAGCCUACGGGAAAACCGAUUGCUCUCGUACGCGAUCUUCAGCUCGAGCGCGAUGGUCCUGUGCCUGGCGCUGGGCGUUUUGCCCGAUCUGCUCGCCACCUUCGAUGUCAUCGACUUCGAAGCGGAUUUUCGCCGAAUUCUUGUCACCGUACUGAUAGCGGACAUGCUGCUGGCCUACCUAGUCGAUCGCAUCUGUUCGUUUCUCUUCGGCGAAACGCGUCGAAAGUCGGACAUCAUUACUUAACUCCGUUCGUCGAUCCAUCAACGCAACGGGGUCGACAGAGGGACACAAUUAAAUGUAACGAAACCGAGGGGUAGUUUUUUUGAUCGAAAAAUCUGCAAUUCGUACACGAUUGUUGAGUGUGCACGUACACAAUAGAUAGAUGCCAGAAAGCGGGGAGCCUUCACCGAACUUUCUUCGAUAACCACUGAACAACGGAGUGAAACGGAACCGUGCGAUUAUUGAUAGGAUCGGGGAAGUUUACAGAUACAAAUGCGCGCAUUUAAAUUAUGUUUUCACCUACCAAUGAA